Messenger RNA from Paraphaeosphaeria sporulosa, 940 nucleotides. Its product is annotated as B3/B4 tRNA-binding domain-containing protein. NCBI's taxonomy places the organism in Eukaryota, Fungi, Ascomycota, Dothideomycetes, Pleosporales, Didymosphaeriaceae. Gene Ontology annotation, molecular function: RNA binding; phenylalanine-tRNA ligase activity. The transcript has a single exon. Bases 28 to 747 code for a protein of 239 amino acids. The record is from RefSeq and is a predicted model, not a curated record.
GCAUCAUUCACGACGAGCCCACCCACCAUGUCCCCUCUCGCCAACCCCCAACAAUACCUCGACAACGCCCGCAUAGCGCCCGAAGUGUUCCAACUCCGCCCCGACUACCGCGCCCUCCUCCUAGUAAUCACAAACAUCCCGCCCGCGCCCAGCGACGCCCAGAGCGACGCCCUCCUGCAAGAAGCCGAAGCCUCCGCCAAAGCCGCACUCGCCAAAGCCCCCGUCACCGAGAUCCCGCACGUCAAAGCCUGGCGCUCAGCCUACACGGCCUUUGGCGCGAAGCCCAAAAAGACGCCCAACAGCCUCGAAGCCCUGACGCGCCGCGUGGAAAAGGGAGGCCUCCCGCGCGUCAACCGCCUGACUGACAUCUACAACGCCAUCUCCGUGAAGCACCAGAUCCCGCUCGGCGGGGAGGAUCUCGACAAGUACUCCGGGGCACCCUUCCUGGUCCGCGCAAAGGGCGGCGAGAAGUUUGAGAUGAAGGCAGGGGGUGAGGUGGUGAAUGAGCCGCCGAUUGCGGGCGAGGUUGUGUGGUGCGAUGAGGAGGGUGUCACGUGUCGGGUGUGGAAUUGGAGGCAGGGCCCGCGGACGGCGUUGACGGAUGAGACGAGGAAUGUGUUGAUCAUCAUGGAUGCGUUGGAGGCGUGCAGCGACGGGCAGCUGGAUGCUGCGGCGGACGAGCUGAGCCGGGUGUUGAGCGGGCUGUCGCCGGAAGUUGAGGUGCGGCGCCGGCUGUUCAAAGCAUGAUUGUAAAGCUUGGAGGGAGUGAAGAGUUCAGCUACCUACCACUAUGGUUUUUCUAGUGUAUGCUACUCAUUUACAUCAAUUUGGUACCAUACCAAUGUGGGAACGCGUCUGCUUUCGGACCGUAUGUGUGUACCUUGUUGUACAAGAGCACUUUCAGAUACACCACGCACGACUCUCCCUCCUGCCUUUAGUC